AAGAAACCGACGCUCGACGCGAAGGCGCUCGAGCGCGUGCGCGCCGAUCACGCGCGACGAGGGGUGGUGUUCCUCGGGACGAUCCCGCCGUUCAUGAAACCGACGAAACUGCGACAGUUGCUGAGCGUGUACGGGGAGACGGAUCGAAUGUACUUGGCCGCGGAGGACCCGGCGACGCGGGCCAAGCGGAAAAAGUUUGGAGGAAACACGGGGAAGAAAUACGUGGAGGGAUGGGUGGAAUUUCGGAAUAAGAAGGAUGCGAAACGCGCGGCGGAGAUGUUGCACGGGCGGGAGGUCGGAGGGAAGCGCAGGAGCGCGCAUUAUUACGAUUUGUGGAACAUUAAAUACCUGCCAAAGUUCAAGUGGGACAACUUGACGGAGGAGAUGGAAUAUCAAAAAGCGCUUCGAGAGAAGAAGCUGCAGCUCGAGCUGUCGGUGGCGAAGAAGGAGCGAGACUUUUAUCUGGCCAAGUUGGAUCAAGGCAAGGCGUUGGAGGCGAUGAAGGAACGGCGGGCAAAACGGCGA
Molecule: messenger RNA, 525 nt
Organism: Ostreococcus lucimarinus CCE9901
Lineage: Eukaryota; Viridiplantae; Chlorophyta; Mamiellophyceae; Mamiellales; Bathycoccaceae
Exons: 1
Biological process (GO): endonucleolytic cleavage to generate mature 5'-end of SSU-rRNA from (SSU-rRNA, 5.8S rRNA, LSU-rRNA); endonucleolytic cleavage in ITS1 to separate SSU-rRNA from 5.8S rRNA and LSU-rRNA from tricistronic rRNA transcript (SSU-rRNA, 5.8S rRNA, LSU-rRNA); small-subunit processome assembly
Cellular component (GO): nucleolus
Molecular function (GO): RNA binding
Source: RefSeq, a predicted model, not a curated record